Annulohypoxylon truncatum is the source of this 1791-nucleotide messenger RNA. Its product is annotated as DExH-box splicing factor binding site-domain-containing protein. Bases 294 to 1403 code for a protein of 369 amino acids. The record is from RefSeq and is a predicted model, not a curated record. Gene Ontology annotation, cellular component: spliceosomal complex. The transcript has 2 exons. Lineage: Eukaryota; Fungi; Ascomycota; Sordariomycetes; Xylariales; Hypoxylaceae. Gene Ontology annotation, biological process: mRNA splicing, via spliceosome.
GGAAUGAAUUUAAUCCCCUAAAGAUUUAGCGUUCUAAGGUUCUAGUAGUAGGGAACCCGGCACCCCGGAAGUCAAAGUGAACCUUAUCAAGCCGCAUUGGUCCGCUGUCUGUGAAUGCACAGCCACGAUUACUAACAGAUUGCCUCCAGUAACUUUCGGUUUAAUUAUUCUCAAAGCCUCAAGCAAUUUAUUGAAUCCCUACCUAGCGACUGUCGCCACUCAAUCUUCGGGGUAUCGACAUCAGACGACUAUCUCUUUGGCAGCUAAAUCUUACCAGCCCCUCAACUGCGAAGAUGUCAAACCCAGCUCCACGGAUAGCGAUAAAAUUUGGUGCCUCGUCGUCGUCGAAGCCGACUAACGGAUUAAAAAGACAGGCCCGUACGCAACCAUCUUCGACAUUAGGUAAACGCCACCGAGCUCAAUCAAACAAUCAAAAAUUCGAUUCCCAUUCAGACUCGGACAGCGGCGAAGAAGCUGGCGGUAGACAUGAGGCUAUAACAACUUUUGGUGGAGAGUCAUCCGAUUCAGACAAUUCUGAAGUUAAGAGACAGAAACUAGGGACGGACAAACCUAGGCGCGGUGUCAUACCCUACGUGAUCUCUGGUCAUGAAGAUCGCGACUGGAAGAAGGAACUAAAGGCCCAGGCCCAAGCUCGGGGGACCAAGGAAGUGCGACCUAGCGACCUCAGAGAAACAGCGCCGGCCGAUCAAGACAGUCAGAUUAAAUGGGGUUUGAAUACGACGAAGAAAUCGAUGUCUGGCGAUGCCGAACAACCUGACGAUGGCCAUUCGAGCCGAGAGAAAUCUGCACCAUCCGAUUCCAAGGAAACUUCUCGAGAUGCGGGUUCAAAAGUAUCCCAGAGCGACGAAGACGACGCCAUGGACGCCCUCCUUGGCAAGAAGAGAAAGUCUGCUAAAGACCUCAUCAUCGAAGGCACGCCAGCGCGUAAUACUCCCGAGACUCCUUCCGAGAUAGAUGUUUACCGCCGUCGAAUGGAGGAAGCCGCCGAGGUAUCCACCGUCGAAGAAUAUGAUCAGAUACCUGAAGGAGAAUUUGGGGUUGCUAUGCUUCGCGGUAUGGGUUGGAACGGUGAACAGCGCGGCAGCAAGCUCAAGGAAGUCAAGAAGCGACCCAACUUGUUAGGUCUUGGCGCGAAGGUCGAUGAAGAGAUUAGGAAGGGGGAGCUAGCCCAAAAACAUGGGCAUCGUGAACGAAAGCCCCGUCUAGAUGAGUAUCGGAGGGACAAAGAAAAGGAAAGGCGAGACCGCGAAUCGCGUCAUAGUACCAGUUACAAGUCUGAACGCGAGCGCGAACGACGAGACCGCGAUUACAGUAAUAGUUAUAGUCGUCACGAUCGAGACCGGACUAGUCAGAGAUAUUCCGACCGAAGUUCGAGGCGCUGAAUAUCUUAGUUCGUGCUCAACCAACUCUGACCACUCUAGAAAUUCGGGCCCAUCGUCUCGCCACCAUUUUACUACACCGAAUUACGAGCCUUCGCACAAUCCAUACUUCAAAAAUCCUCAGAGUUUCGUGUAUACCCGAUCUAUGCCAUCCUAGGCGGGAUCGACUCCAGCAGCAUGAUUUACGACCCUAGGGAUUAAGGUGUAAAGUGCUGGGGAAAGUAAGUCCCCUAAGGAGCUCCUAAGCGCAUGGCUUCGGUCAUCAGACAUUUCUAAACGAAGGGGUAUCAAGUGUUUGUGAUACGUUAAAUUUGACCAUAACCGUACUCCUUAUCUACAACGUCAAGGAUAACUAACCGCCGCUAUAGCUUAGGCUGGACUACGCUUGAAA